GGUGGCGGUAAUGCACCUUUAAGCUGGCAUGCCAACCGCCAUUAAACCCAAAAGAAGACCGAACUUACAGUUCAGGGAUCAUGUCGAAAUCUGAUGUUCCGCUCCGGAUCCUGUGUCUUCACGGCUAUCGGCAAAGCAGCGUCUCCUUCCGAGAGAAGACUGGAGCUUUGCGAAAACUUUUGAAAAAACAGGUUGAAUUGGUGUACAUUGAUGCACCACAUAAACUCCACACUAGUAACGACUCUCAGGUGCAAGAGAAUCCUGCCAGUGUGGGUGGUGAUCAGAGGGGCUGGUGGUUCUCUGAUGCCCAGGCUCAUAGCUUUGAUGCCAGACAAGAGAGUGAGAGCAGCUUUGGUUUGGAGCAGAGUCUGGAGGUCGUACAGAUGGCAGUGAAGGACCUGGGCCCCUUUGAUGGCAUCCUGGGCUUUAGUCAAGGUGCUGCCUUGGUAGCUAUGCUGUGUUCCCUACAGGAAAAGAAACUUGACCCUACAUAUAACUUCCGCUUUGCCAUCCUGGUUGCUGGUUUCCGCAGUGCCUGUGACCAGCAUCAGUACUUCUACAAGGGUGUGAAGAUCAUGGUGCCCUCGCUACACGUAUAUGGGCAGGAUGAUAAGGUCAUUCCAGAGCAGAUGAGUCAAGACCUGCUGCGCCUUUUCCAAGGAGCUCACAUACUUGCUCAUCAAGGGGCACGAAGGCAUCAGGGGUCUCGAGAAAUAAGGACCGUGCAGACUGGGUUGGACCCUAACAAUUUGGUGGCCCGUACGGGGAUUACUUCCAAUCAGGGCUCUGUGGUCCUGACAUACACAGAUGAUCUUCUGGUAUCCGCCGAGUCACCGGAAAUCUGCCGAGAUGCAUCCUUGCGCCUGCUCCAACAUCUGGUGCAAAAGGGCUUCAAGGUUUCCAGAACCAAGCUCCAGUUCUGCAAGGACACUGUUAAGUACCUGGGCUUUGAACUUUCACAAGGUUGUCGUAAGCUGUCAGCUGAUCGGGUGCAGGCGAUUCUAGACACAAAACGCCCUGCAACUAAACAUGCACUGAUGUCUUUUCUGGGUCUUAUCAACUACUGCAGACAAUGGAUCCCUGACUGCUCCUCAUAUGACAAGAUUCUCCGUUCUGCAAUCUCUCAUCAAGAUCCACAGCGACAUCCUUUGACCUGGACUGACACUAUGAUUAAUGCUUAUCACUCCCUCAAAAGCGCUCUCUGCUCAGCCCCAGCUCUGGGUUUACCUGACUACUCAAAGCCCUUUCAUCUCUACGCCUGUGAACAACAAGGUACGGUGUCUGGUGUUUUGGCUCAGGAGCAUGGAGGGGGAUUCAUCCGUGUGCGUUCUUAUCUAAAAGAUUAGACACUGUUGCUCAAGGCUUGCCUGCAUGUCUAAGGGCUGUCGCCGCCUGUGCUAUGAUGGUUUUAGAUGCAGAGAAAUUGGUUUUGUCUCACCCACUGAUCUUGUACUCGUCACAUCAAGUUAAACAGGUAUUGCAAAAUUUACAGACUCAACAUAUGACUGCGCAGCGACGCUCCGGAUAUGAAACCAUUCUCUUUUCUACUGACAAUCUCGAAAUUCAUGCCACAUCCUCUAAUACUGUAGGUCACGCUCUCGCACGCCUUCUUAAUUCUCAGGGCGACACUCUGGAGGACACCGAUCAUGAUUGUCUAUCUGAAAUCUUGCAUACUACCAGUAUCAGGCCUGAUCUCUCCUCUAGCCCUCUGGAGACGGGGGAAGUACUCUUUGUUGAUGGCUCUUGUUCUAAACCUUCAGAUGGUGUUUUCCUCUGUGGUUAUUCUGUGUGUUCCCUGCCUGACAUUGUGCACGAGGCCUAUGCUCUCCCUUUCUCUUCCGCUCAGGCAGCCGAGUUGUAUGCAGUAAUGCGUGCUUGUAUUUUGUCUCAGGGCAAGGAUGUCACAAUCUACACAGACUCUCGUUACGCCUUUGGGGUGGCUCAUGAUUUCGGGAAGAUUUGGCAGUCUCGAGGCUUCCACGCCGCAGACGGGAAGCCCAUUUCACACUCUACCUUAGUACAAAACCUUAUUGAUUCUUGUCAUCUCCCUAGGUCACUUGCCAUAGUUAAGACUAAAGCGCAUGCCUAGGGAAACACCCCUGAACUCGUGGGUAAUUCUCUUGCUGAUCAUAUGGCAAAACUUGCUGCUGCUUCUGGUAUCAUGUCUCCUGGCCUAGACCCUUCAUCAUGUAAUACGUCUUGUCUUGCUAGUAGCCUGAUCCCAGAUUUAGACCUUAUUUCUUUACAGGCUUCAGCUUCUCCAAAUGAUUCUGCCUUUUGGCAGUUACAAGGCGCUUAUGUCGCCUCUGAUGGCCUAUGGUACAGCCAGGAUGGCCGCCUUUGUCUUCCAUCACAUUGCCUUCCCUUCCUCGAGCGUGAAUUUCACGGCGUGACACACCGUGCAUGAAGGGGGGUGAAGGGGGACAUGAACAAACUUUUUUGUAUAGCCAAUCUAAACAGUUUGGUGGACUCAAUUCUCGAGAGAUGCCUCAUCUGCGCACAAAAUAAUCCCUCUAAAGCAGUCACGAAACAUGAGUGUUUACCCAUACCUACGUCUCUAUUCCUAGAAUGGCAAAUCGACUUCACACACAUGCCUCCCUGUGGGCCGUUUAAAUAUCUCCUGGUGAUUGUGGACAAAUUCUCUAAAUGGGUAGAAGCCUUUCCGUGUUCUAGAGAGAAUGCGAAGGUAGUUACUCGUAUUCUGGCAAAAGAAAUAAUACCUCGUUAUGGGGUUCCAGAUGCCAUAGACUCAAACAAGGGUACCCCUUUCACCUCAAAGGUCACACAAGACCUUUGUAAGUAUCUCUCACUAAACUGGCAUUUUCACAUUCCGUACCACCCUCAAUCUUCUGGUAUCGUAGAACGUACUAAUAGAACAUUGAAAGACAAACUAACUAAGGCUAUGCAGACCACAGGUUCAAAAAAUUGGGUAGACCUAUUGCCAGCCACACUGGCUGAAAUUCGCAUGACAUCAAAACCUAGUCUCGGCGGCUAUUCCCCCUACGAGAUUAUUUUUGGAUGACCUUUCCCUCUCCCCUGGAGGAAGGGGACUAGUACAAUAUAGUACAAUAGUACAAUAUCAUUUCCACCAUCAGCAAACACACACCCCUUCCAAGUGGGAGACAAGGUGCUGGUGCGACUUUUUAAACGAUUUGGACAAUUGGGAGAACCUAGAUAUAGUGAGCCUGCAGAAAUAGUUGCCAUUACUCGUACUGCUGUUUUAACUGACCUUUUUCCACAGUGGAUCCAUGCCACACGACUGAAGAAGGCUCCAUAACAAAGUUGUGUUACAAUGAUCAGUUUGCUAUUAACGCUUUUUUGUGUCCC
Messenger RNA from Neoarius graeffei (lesser salmon catfish), 3327 nucleotides. RefSeq names its product OVCA2 serine hydrolase domain containing (gene ovca2). The transcript is spliced from 5 exons. Lineage: Eukaryota; Metazoa; Chordata; Actinopteri; Siluriformes; Ariidae. Gene Ontology annotation, biological process: response to retinoic acid; proteolysis. Gene Ontology annotation, cellular component: cytoplasm; nucleus. The coding region runs from base 81 to 1346 and encodes 421 amino acids. Gene Ontology annotation, molecular function: aspartic-type endopeptidase activity. The record is from RefSeq and is a predicted model, not a curated record.